CAUAAAACGUAUGUAAACAUCUUCACAACCCCCAAAUAUGGUGGCUUUAGCUUCCAUUGGUUGUCUCUCCGGCAACAAUGGUAGCUACACAGGGUCACCAAUCCAACAACCACCAAACAACCACCUUGACAUCCUCGCAUUCGAGGCUGCAAGAGCCGUCUCUCGCCUCCUCAAUCUCUACCGUUCUCUCUCCGAUCCAGAAAUAUCGCGCCUCCGGAAAGAAAUCUUCAAAUCUAAAGGCAUCCUCUACCUCAAUUCCGAGGACGAAGGGUACCUUCUAAAGCUUGCGUGCGUCGAAAAGAUCGAAGACCUCGACAAUGCCGCGAAGGUUGUGGACCGCCUUGGCCGAAAAUGUCCAGACUUUACGUUAAAGGGAUUCAAUAUCAUUUAUGCAGAGGUUAAAUCUGGGUCAAUGGAUUUAAGAAAAUUUGAAUAUGGAUCAAGUAAAACAAAGAAUAAGAUUAGGAAACUAAAAAAGUUUUUAUUAUCAACAUUGAGUUUGUAUGGCUCCAUGCAAAGUCCUUCCCCAUCGGAUGUGUCCGAGAAAAAACCUAAUUCUCCUGUUCCGUUUAAAAACAUGAUCAACUUUCCUGCAAUCGAAUGGAUGAUUGCGCCAAACCGUAAACAAGUUUGUGAUCAUGUUCGCAAGCCAAAACUAUGGACACAACCUUUCGAUAAGGUUGUUAGAUCAAUGUCACGGAUUGUGUGUGUGAUUUAUGCUAGAAUAUGCAUGGUGUUUGGGCCGUACGUGCCGGAUUUGCCCGCGGCGUACCCGAGCAAACAGAAACUAGUUACGAAUAUCCCAUCUGAGUACUGGACUGUGGAACCGGCAAAUGAUGAUAAGUGUUCACGGGCGAAGCUGAUAAGAUCAAAAUCUAGGAAGAAUCUUAUUAGGUUUCCUAGCCGGAAGACGGUUCCAGCUUGGGGAGCAACCGUGUUCCAUGUGGCGGGGCCUGAUACGGUUGGGGGGUCACGGUUGCAGAUUCUUUAUGCGAAUUUGAUAAUGAUGGCGGAGGAGAAUAUGAGCAGGAAGAAGUUAAAGGAUGAUGUGAGAGAUGAGAUGUUUAAGAUGUUGCCAAGACAUAUAAGAGCAGUGGUGAAGAUGAAGAUCAAGAGUCAGUUAGGAAAAUACUGUGAUAAAAAGGCAAUGAAGGAAGCAUUGAGGAGGAUAUUCUUGUGGUUAUCGCCAAUGGCAACAAACACUUUGUUGUGGCAACGGGAGAGGAGAGUGGAGAUGACUAAUUUUCAGAUGAGGCCUCCAAUGUUGUUAUUGCAGACAUUGCAUUUUGCAGACAAGGACAAGACAGAAGCUGCGAUUAUUGAGAUAUUAGUGGGUUUGAGCUUUUUAUACAUGCACGACAAACGCGGGGCGCCGGCCGGUUGACCGCGGUGGGGUGGUGGUGGACAUGUUUAUGUAGUUGGUACUAAAUUAAUGGUGUAAAGUUUUGAACAUGAAACAAGUUGUAUAUAUAUUCUACGUACAUGUAUUCAACUUGGUACUAAUAUUAU
Molecule: messenger RNA, 1509 nt
Organism: Helianthus annuus (common sunflower)
Lineage: Eukaryota; Viridiplantae; Streptophyta; Magnoliopsida; Asterales; Asteraceae
Product: protein PSK SIMULATOR 1
Exons: 2
Coding region: 38-1384 (448 amino acids)
Biological process (GO): positive regulation of growth
Source: RefSeq, a predicted model, not a curated record